Messenger RNA from Adineta steineri, 480 nucleotides. The record is from the annotation of a GenBank genome assembly. NCBI's taxonomy places the organism in Eukaryota, Metazoa, Rotifera, Eurotatoria, Adinetida, Adinetidae.
AUGGGUAAUUGUUGGCGAAUGCCAGAAGAUCAUACUAAUCUUCUACCAAUAUCUUCUACUCAUAAUGCUUCAGUAUCAGUAUCUUCAUCAAGUUCACAUCCAAGUUCGACAACAUCUGAUUCAUCUAUUCCAAAAUUAGUCACAUUAAAUCGUUCAUCAGUUAACUCAACAGCAAUACCAACAACAGAUAUCAAUGUAAUUAAAGCUGCACAAUGUCGAAAUCUUUUUGAACAUUUACCGUUAAUUAAAUAUAAUGAAAAAACAAUAAAACAAACUGAUUGUGCUAUAUGUCUAAUUGAUUUUCUGCCUAAUGAACAAAUCCGACAAUUACCAUGCGAUGGUGCACAUAUAUUUCAUCCAUCAUGUAUAGAUGGAUGGCUACAAAAAAGUCUCACAUGUCCACAUUGUUCAACUAAUGUUGAUGCAGCACUUCUUCUCAAAUUUAUUCCUAACUCAUAUGAAAAUGAUGAUGAAGAUUGA